AUGGCCGACAAGACUGCCCUGUCCAAUACUGAGCAUAUCGCGGGAGAAAAUGCGCUUAAGCACUAUGUGUUGACUGGUGGCUGGCGCAAUGCUCAUUUUAUUAAGGAACCUGAUCUUCCUAAGUCCAGUAUAAUCGACUAUUACUGUGAUUCCCUUGAGCGGAUCGCGAACUUCGCUAAGAAAUGGGGAACAAGUUUUCAUCGUUCACACAUGACUCCCAGCCUCUCUCAGCAUCAUUGUGUCCUGCAUGACAUGGAUGCUCGACAUCUGGACUUCAACAUCGAUCCAGAGGUCGGAAAGGAUGGUUGUAAGCCAUUAGAUCAGGAGGUUGAGUGA
Molecule: messenger RNA, 336 nt
Organism: Talaromyces stipitatus ATCC 10500
Lineage: Eukaryota; Fungi; Ascomycota; Eurotiomycetes; Eurotiales; Trichocomaceae
Exons: 4
Coding region: 1-336 (111 amino acids)
Source: RefSeq, a predicted model, not a curated record